Messenger RNA from Botrytis sinoallii, 699 nucleotides. RefSeq lists its product as uncharacterized. Bases 1 to 699 code for a protein of 232 amino acids. The record is from RefSeq and is a predicted model, not a curated record. Lineage: Eukaryota; Fungi; Ascomycota; Leotiomycetes; Helotiales; Sclerotiniaceae. The transcript has 3 exons.
AUGUAUUUCUCCAACGCAAAAUUCCUUUCUAUCCUCGCUGCCGCAGCAGCAGUCAAGGGUGCUCCCAUUGAGGAGAACACCAUCCAAGCUCGUGCCGUCGUUAAUCAUGACUCUAUCAACCCAUGGGGAGAAAACGUACCUGGUAACGCCUUGGGUAACACUUUGAAGAGAUUCGAGCCAUUCCUUCACAUUGCUCAUGGUUGUCAACCAUACAGUGCAGUUGAUGGUAAUGGAAAUACCAGUGGUGGACUCCAAGAUACUGGCAAUGUCUCAGCCGGCUGCCGUGAUCAGAGCAAGGGUCAAACCUAUGUCCGAGAUUUCCCCAAGGAUCAACCAGCGGCUGGAAACGUCGUUGGAGGCCAUCGUCACGACUGGGAGCACAUCGUCGUCUGGGUCAACAACCCUUCCGUCGCCAACCCCACCUUGAUCGGUGCCGCCGCAUCUGGUCACGGAAGUGUGAAGAAGACGACCAAUCCCCAACGCCAGGGUGAUAGACUGAAGGUUGAAUACUAUGUCUCUUUCCCAACCAACCACGAGUUGCAGUUCACCAACACAUUGGGCAGAGAUUUGCCAAUGAUGUGGUACGACUUCUUGCCAGCUGUUAGCAAGACAGCUUUACAGAAUACCAGCUUCGGAAAGGCCAACUGUCCUUUCAAUGACCACAACUUCGCCAACAACCUCGCCAAGGCUGCAAUCUAG